AUGAGCAUCGGUGUGAGACGUUUUGAAUAUUUGGCACUGAUUUGCACUCUUCGCACUCAGCCCACCGUCAGAUCCUCUCGUGGCGGCCAGAGCCUGGAAAGCAAGGCUCUUGGCUGCCGGGAGGGUCCGAAGGUCCGAAGGCAAGUCACCAAGUCUCAGAACCGAAGCUUGUUGGCUACGAAUGUUCCAUGGGCCGCUUGUGAGAAACUGGCACUGGAGGAAUUUCUCGGAUGGACACUAGGCGCUAGGCCACGGAGCAAAGCCACUGCACGAGGCUUUGCUUCUGGAUCCUGCGGAUCUGUAAAGUGA
Molecule: messenger RNA, 309 nt
Organism: Cladocopium goreaui
Lineage: Eukaryota; Dinophyceae; Suessiales; Symbiodiniaceae
Source: the annotation of a GenBank genome assembly